CAACAACUGAAAAAGUGGUUUUAAGCGUAAUUUGCUUUCAAUAAGCAAACUGUGAAGCGUUACAUAAAUCAAGAUAAAAAAGUUUGGAGAAAAGGCUUCCUAAGAAUUCAAUUAGGGAUUAAAUAACGCUGGAGUCAAUAUUGGAAACGCAGUAAAAAGUCCUUAAAUAGCGUCUUUGGUGAACUUCCGAUUGGAUUCUUAUGAUUCAGACUGCAUCUUCGGUAAUCGGUAACAAUAAUAAUGGAGCGAAUCAGAUGGUGGAUAUGAGUAAUUCUCCCGGUUCUGAAACGCCUGUAGCGAAUGCGAAUGCUUUAACUCCUGUGGGUACUGGCUCGAAUUCUGGGUCACAGACGAGAAAGAUUACUCAGUUUAGCAACAAACUUUACAACAUGGUGAAUGACUCCUCGACAGACUCCCUCAUCCGCUGGAGCGAACGUGGUGAUUCCUUUUUCGUCAUCGGACAUGAGGAUUUUGCAAAACUUGUACUUCCUCGAUAUUUUAAGCAUAAUAACUUUUCGAGUUUUGUUAGGCAAUUGAACAUGUACGGUUUCCACAAAGUUCCUCAUAUCCAACAGGGAGUCUUGCAGUCUGACAGUCCUAACGAGCUUCUUGAGUUUGCCAAUCCCAACUUUCAACGGGACCAGCCCGAGCUCCUGUGUUACGUUACGAGAAAAAAGGGCGGCUCUCAGGUUUCUGACGACGCUUCGAACUCAUUAGACAUGUCAACAAUUACAAUGGAAUUGCAAAAUAUUCGAAAUCAACAAUUAAGCCUGUCCAGUGAGCUAAGCCGAAUUCAGGUUGACAAUGCUGCUCUUUGGCAAGAAAACAUUGAAACUCGCGAGAGACAACGUCGACACCAGGAAACUAUAGACAAGAUACUUCGUUUUCUUGCUAGCGUGUAUUUGGAUGGUAAACAGAACCCCCCGAGCAAAGUUAUGCCAAGGAGUCGCAGACUGUUGUUGGAAGCGAAAUACCCCUCUGUAUCAAAUCCAAAUCUAAACGCAAACUCAAAUGCUAAUCGUACUUCUUCUUUUGAUGCAUCUCCCAACUCAUCAGCUACUAAUGCAAAGUUUUCUCCUUUGGGUAAACAUCGGGAGAGUGACUCCGAUAUGAGGUUCCGAUCUAUGUCUGCAGGUCCUGCCUCAUCUAGCUAUGUUUCUACUGCUAAGUCUGAAACGGGAUCUCCCCAAAUUGUGGAUACUCAUAAUUUUAUGAAUGAGUUUAAUCCACAAAGGAAGAAUUCCACAGAGUCUCUUGCGAAUCCUGUGGAUACUGGUAUCUCUCCACACCACUCUCCUGCCAAUGAGAUACCGCCUUCUUCCAAUCAAGAGGAUACUUUAGAGACGAAGCUAUCCAAUACGGGUGAUAUUAUUAACAUGCUGGAUGAUGCUGGAACUGUGGAUAAUGAAAGUAUGAAUACGCUGUCUCCUUUGCUUUUUGAUUAUCAAGAUUCCGGGUAUCCUCCACAUGCUGAUACAGCUGAGGAAAGUCAGAUGCCGGUCUAUGGCACUCAAAAUGAUAAUUAUACCGCGGCCGAAAACAACGUCCCCAAUAGAUCAGCUUUGAAUCCGUACUCGUAUAACGAUUACUUGUCUAACGUCAACCCGCCUUAUCUUCCUCAGCCAAGUAAGGAUCAGCUUAUCAAUUAUUAUCCUGGUUACUCCGAUGAUCAGAAACGGAUUGCGAAUGUAUCUGAUGGGAUUACAAAACAAGAUCAAAAUAUCCAGGCUUUGGCUGAUAUACUAGGUAUUCCUCUUUCUGACGUGAGAGGUGAUCCUAGCGGAAAUCCAGCCUUCGCUUCUUCGUUGAACAACAAUUAUAAUUUGCCUCUUUCUUCUGACUUGGAUAGCGUGCUAAAUGUCGUUCCUAGUGAAGAAUCCUUUUCGGAAUCAAAUCCCGUUUUUGAUGAGUUUACGAACAUCUCUAAUCUGACUUCUCCUCCUGAAAUUUCCACAAAUCAAAGUUUUGAUCCGAAUAAUAUUGCAUUACCGGGAUUGCAGAAGGCUCACUUGAAUACUCCUCCUCCUUCUCAAGUUCGCAAAAAAAGAAAGUCUAGUGUUGGCAUAUAAACGAGUUUUCUGAAUUGGAGUUUGUAGCUCUCAGUUCUGUGAGCAAUUUUGUAAUUUAUUGUGAAAACAAGGGUUUUUAAUUAUGAGUCAUUGUUGUUGGUUUUGCUUUAUGAUUCUCUUUAUGAAGAAGUGAUGGUAUUUUAUUCAAUUGUUUUUUAUUUUUCCUUAUCAAUUAAUAGUAUCUUGGUUUAGAUUGUACUAAUGUUACGAAUAUUUUCAUGAAGCAAUAUACCGUUUGGUUUUAUAUAUAAACUUUGAAGGGUAUUUACGACACUUUAAAAAUGGGAAUGUAGUGAGUCAAAUUAAAAUUAAAAUUACA
Schizosaccharomyces cryophilus OY26 is the source of this 2388-nucleotide messenger RNA. RefSeq names its product transcription factor Hsf1. Lineage: Eukaryota; Fungi; Ascomycota; Schizosaccharomycetes; Schizosaccharomycetales; Schizosaccharomycetaceae. The transcript has 2 exons. Gene Ontology annotation, biological process: regulation of DNA-templated transcription. The record is from RefSeq and is a predicted model, not a curated record. Bases 201 to 2069 code for a protein of 622 amino acids. Gene Ontology annotation, molecular function: DNA-binding transcription factor activity; sequence-specific DNA binding.